UACACUAGUAUUACUGCUUACUAAACCAGGAACAGCAAGAUGACUAACAGGAUGGAAUACUUAACUUUCUUCAAUGGACAGAAGAUGCCCAUUCUAGGGCUUGGAACAGCACAGGCAGUGGGAGAUGAUGUAGAGAAGGCAAUAGACAAAGCUCUAGAGAUUGGGUACAGACACAUAGAUACAGCCCAGAGGUAUAACAAUGAAGCUCAAAUUGGGAGGGCAUUGAAGAAAUGGCUUGAUUCUGGAAAAAUCAAGAGAGAAGAUCUUUUUAUUGUGACAAAGCUGCCAUCGACAGGAAACCGUGCAGAAUGUGUGGAGAAGCACCUGAAGCAAUCACUGCAUGACCUGCAGCUGGACUAUGUCGACUUGUACCUUGUGCACCAACCAACUGGUUACCAGGACGUGGACCCAAAGGAUAACGGAGGCAAAAUGUUGCUCGAUGUGAACACAGACCAUGUCAGCCUAUGGAAGGCGAUGGAGGCGCAGGUAGAUGCGGGUCGGGCCCGAUCUAUCGGACUGUCCAACUUCAACGCGAGGCAGGUAAAGCACGUGUGGCAGUUGGCACGCAUCAGGCCAGCCAACCUGCAGGUGGAACUGCACGUCUACUUCCAGCAGGCCGAGCUGCGUGCGUUCUGCCGGGCCCUUGACGUCACCGUCUGUGCCUACAUCCCACUGGGGGGGCCACACCGACAGCCUCCCAGCCACAAUGCAAAUGCUGCAGAUGCUAACAAAUUGUCGAACCAUAUUCAACUAACUAACCCAGUAGUUUCACAAAUCGCACAGAAGCACAGCAAGACAAAUGCCCAAAUACUGCUGCGGUACCUCAUUCAACUCGGCGUGGCAGUAAUACCAAAGAGCACCAACCCGGACCGUCUACAGCAGAACUUUGAUGUAAGUGUGUGCAGGCUCUCCCUAUUGGAUAUAAAUUCAACAGUUUGUGCAUAA
This is a messenger RNA of Schistocerca serialis cubense, 945 nucleotides long. RefSeq names its product aldo-keto reductase family 1 member A1-like. Gene Ontology annotation, cellular component: cytosol. The record is from RefSeq and is a predicted model, not a curated record. Bases 40 to 945 code for a protein of 301 amino acids. The transcript has 5 exons. Gene Ontology annotation, molecular function: aldose reductase (NADPH) activity. NCBI's taxonomy places the organism in Eukaryota, Metazoa, Arthropoda, Insecta, Orthoptera, Acrididae.